This is a messenger RNA of Syzygium oleosum, 1279 nucleotides long. RefSeq names its product probable carboxylesterase 120. The transcript has a single exon. Gene Ontology annotation, molecular function: hydrolase activity. The record is from RefSeq and is a predicted model, not a curated record. The coding region runs from base 76 to 1056 and encodes 326 amino acids. NCBI's taxonomy places the organism in Eukaryota, Viridiplantae, Streptophyta, Magnoliopsida, Myrtales, Myrtaceae.
GAGAUCUCGGACGGCAACAAAGAGCAGGGAGAGUUUCUCAUUUCUUUCUCCAGUCCCUCCUCGAGCAUAGCAACCAUGGCUGGUCAACAUCCCGAUCUUGAUCCAGCGCCGGCCGUCGAUGCCUGCGACUACCUCAAGAUUGUUCUCAACCCAGACGGCACGAUCACGCGCGGCGUCGACGUUCCGACGACCCCCGCCGUGCCCGAUCCCGACCAACCCUCCGCCGUCCGCACCAAGGACGUCCCGCUCGACCCGACCCGCAACACUUGGGCCCGGAUCUACGUGCCUCCCCCGUCAACAGCGGCCGACCAAAAGCUACCGCUCAUCGUGUACUACCACGGCGGCGGUUUCGUACUCAUGUCCCCGUCCGCCACGAUAAACCACGAUUUCUGCUCCCUCAUGGCGGCGAAGCUCUCCGCCGUCGUCAUCUCCCCCGCCUACCGCCUCGCUCCGGAGCACCGCCUCCCCGCGGCCUACGACGACGCCGUGGAGGCCCUCCGCUGGGUCAGGACCACCGAGGACGAGUGGCUUCGCGAGCGGGUCGACUUCUCGCGGUGCUUCCUGAUGGGCACGAGCGCGGGGGGGAACAUCGCAUAUCACGUGGGCUUGCGCGCGUGCGCCGCCGCCGCGGCCGAUCUGGAGCCUUUGGUGAUCAGGGGCCUGAUCUUGCACCACCCCUUCUUCGGUAGGUCCCUGAGGACCGAGUCGGAAGUGAGGCUGUUCAACAACCCAACCCUGCCGGUGAACGGGGCGGACCUGCUGUGGGAGUUGGCGCUGCCGGCAGGCGCCGACCGGGACCACGAGUAUUGCAAUCCGACGUCCGUGGACAGAUCGGAGGAGUGGGAGAGGAUGAGAGCGAAGGGGUGGCGAGUGGUGGUGGUGGCCGGCGCCGGAGAUCCGAUGAUAGAUCAGCAGAGGGAGCUGGCGGCGGAGCUAGAGGCGAAGGGCGUGGACGUGGUGGGCAUUUUCGGCGGCGAAGGCGAUUAUCAUGGAGUGGAGGUGCUGGAACCGGCUAAGGGAGAGUUAUUAGUGGAGAAACUGAAAGGUACCGUUUGAGCCGGCCGGUGGCGCGGCUAUGCCGGCGGCCCGGGAUGGGAAGAUUAACGGCGGUCGAAGAUGGAUGCCGUCUAUCGAACAAUAACAAUCUUAUAUCUUGUAAGAAAGUGAGGACGAGUAGUAUAAAUGUGCUCAUGCAUCAUCUUUAUCUCCACCAUGUGAAAACGUGAUGUGAUAUGCAUAUGCUUUUCUUAAGUUUAAUAUUAAAAGAUUUCCGAAUCAA